Ipomoea triloba (trilobed morning glory) is the source of this 1107-nucleotide messenger RNA. RefSeq names its product F-box protein CPR1-like. The record is from RefSeq and is a predicted model, not a curated record. Gene Ontology annotation, molecular function: protein binding. Bases 1 to 1107 code for a protein of 368 amino acids. The transcript has a single exon. Lineage: Eukaryota; Viridiplantae; Streptophyta; Magnoliopsida; Solanales; Convolvulaceae.
AUGGAAGCUUCAGCUCCAUUAUCAAACAUACCUAAUGACAUCAUUCGACAUAUACUUUUGCAGUUGCCAAUGAAGUUUGUCAUCCGGUGCCAGUGCUUAUGUAAACAGUGGCGUUCAUUGAUAGACGACUCAGAUUUCAAGCUCUCGUAUCGUGGACAACGACGAGUGGUCUUCCUCUCUCACGAAUAUCGAUUGUGUUCUUGUAACGGGUUUGUUCUUUUGGUGGGUGAGAGAGAUAUUUGGUUGUGGAACCCGACCACCAGGUGUUUGAGGAAAGUGCUCAAGUCUCCAUAUCGGGAGAAGUCAAACCCGACGGCCAUCACUGCAGCAGGGUUAUGCUAUGACUCCUACACUAGAGAUUACAAGGUCGUCUUAUUACUUCAUAGCUUAAUUUCUAUCGAUCCAUUUGUCAUUUGUGCCAGCUUCAUCCACAAAGAGUGGCGACCAGUGCAGUUCCCUUGUUACUUAGAUUCUGCUAAAGGCGGCAUUGAGUUUCGCAAUACAUUUUAUUGGUGGGCUGCAAGUGACAUCAAAGAUUGCGAUUGGAUUAGGGAUCACUUUUCGGUAGUAGCUGGCAGAAAUAGGAUCAUAUAUUUUGAUCCAGCCCAUGAUGAAUUCAGAAUCUUGCCUACUUCCGAUCUGUGGCACCAAAGAAAAAAUCGGAUAGUCGGGUUGAGAGUUAUAGAUAAGUGUUUAUGCAUGGCGUCAUUCAUGGUUCAGGAAGAGGAAGAACCCAAAAUAAAAACGAUACAAGUAUGGAUUAUGAAGGAAUAUGGCAGACAAGAAUCAUGGAUGACUGCUUUUACUAUCCAAAUGCCUCACCUUGGAGAUAUUAAUGGGAGAUACGGCAUAACAUUCUAUUCUCAAAAUAAGAAUGCACACGAAGUAUUAUUCCUGUUUCUUGCGGGUUGGUGUGGAAAACAAACAUAUGUUUAUGAUCGGAAAAAAAAUAAAUUGAAGGAAGAUCUGAUCGACUUCCUAACCUCAGGUCAUAGAUUCUAUGUUAGAGGGUGUUUCUAUGUUGAGAGUUUUGCGUGCCCCGACCGGCCACAAUAUAAUGGAUUGAUUUGGAGAGGUGAUGAUGAUAAGCCCAGCACCAACACCUAG